GUUACGUAAUAUGCAAGUUCUGAUUAUGAGAGAAGAAGAAGAAGAAGAAGAAGACGAAGAAGUUCAAGUCUCUGAACAUUCUGUAAUUAAUGGACUGUGUUUUAUUUCCUCACCCCCUGAUCAGUCCCCACAUCCUCACUAACUCGAGUUUGCAUCGAUAUUUUGCGGCUCCUAGGAAGCAAAGGUGGCUGAAUUGGGCAAUUGGGGUUUCUAGAACUGGAGAGGGAAACUUUUGUAAUGAUCUUCCUCUGAAGAAAUGUGAAAAUGGGUCUUUGUUGGGUGGCUUGGACGAGUCAGCUUCAUCAGCACCAAUUAUUGGGACAUUAGAUGCUGAGAUUACACCAGAGACCAUUGAUUUCUUUGUUAGUGAUGCCGAGGGUGAUCCCGAUUGUCCAUCGGAGGGCUACUCGCCCAUAGAGCAAGCGCUUAAUGCAUUACGCCAAGGAAAGUUUGUGAUUGUUGUGGAUGAUGAGAAUGCCGAAGUUGAAGGAAACCUUGUCAUGGCAGCAUCAUUUGCAAAUCCUAGAAACAUAGCUUUCCUAAUCAAACACGGAUCUGGGAUCGUUUCUGUAGGCAUGAAGGAGGAAGAUCUUGAAAGAUUGAGGCUUCCUCUGAUGUCACCAGAGACCGAAGACGAAGACUCUUCUGCUCCCACAUUCACUAUCACAGUGGAUGCAAAAAUUGGAACAUCUACUGGAGUAUCAGCUACAGACAGGGCAAAGACUGUUCUUGCUCUUUCAUCUAAGAAGUCAAAACCGGAAGAUUUUAGAAGGCCUGGCCAUGUGUUUCCCCUCAAGUAUCGAAAUGGUGGGGUUCUUCGGAGAGCUGGUCACACCGAGGCUUCUGUUGACCUUGUUGUUCUGGCAGGCUUAAGGCCAGUGUCUGUUCUUUCAGCUGUAGUUGAUGCAGAUGAUGGCUCUAUGGCCUCUUUGCCCAGUUUAAGAAAACUUUCAUCGGACCACAGCAUUCCAAUCGUCUCAAUAACCGAUUUGAUUAGGUACAGGAGAAAAAGGGAAAAGAUAGUUGAAAGAACUGCCCUAUCGCGUUUGCCUACAAAAUGGGGUCUGUUUCAGGCUUAUUGCUACCGCUCAAAGCUAGACGGCACAGAACAUGUUGCUGUUGUGCAGGGAAGCAUAGGAAACGGAGAAGAUGUGCUAGUAAGAGUUCAUUCAGAGUGUUUGACAGGUGACAUUUUUGGGUCAGGGCGGUGUGAUUGUGGUAACCAGUUGGAGUUGGCAAUGCAGCUAAUCGAACAAGCUGGCCGAGGGGCUGUAGUUUACCUUCGGGGUCACGAAGGAAGAGGCAUUGGUCUUGGUCACAAACUUCAAGCCUAUAAUCUUCAAGACCAAGGGCAUGACACAGUCCAGGCUAAUAUCGAACUUGGACUAGCUGUUGAUGCUCGCGAAUAUGGAAUUGGUGCCCAGAUCCUAAGAGACAUAGGAGUUCGAACGAUGAGGCUGAUGACAAACAAUCCAGCCAAGUUCAGUGGUCUAAAGGGAUACGGCUUGGCUGUGAUCGGAAGGGUUCCGGUGUUGACACCAAUUACAGAGGAAAACAAGAAGUACUUGGAAACAAAACGAACUAAGAUGGGGCAUAUUUAUGGUUCUGAUAUCCGAGGACCUUCAACCGGAUUGAUCAAACCAAAUAUAAAUAACCAAGGCAUGGAAGACAGCCUUGAAAGUUGA
Molecule: messenger RNA, 1685 nt
Organism: Fragaria vesca subsp. vesca
Lineage: Eukaryota; Viridiplantae; Streptophyta; Magnoliopsida; Rosales; Rosaceae
Product: riboflavin biosynthesis protein ribBA, chloroplastic-like
Exons: 7
Coding region: 90-1685 (531 amino acids)
Biological process (GO): riboflavin biosynthetic process
Cellular component (GO): cytosol
Molecular function (GO): GTP cyclohydrolase II activity; 3,4-dihydroxy-2-butanone-4-phosphate synthase activity
Source: RefSeq, a predicted model, not a curated record